Molecule: messenger RNA, 4320 nt
Organism: Penicillium subrubescens
Lineage: Eukaryota; Fungi; Ascomycota; Eurotiomycetes; Eurotiales; Aspergillaceae
Product: putative ubiquitin-specific protease UBP12
Exons: 5
Coding region: 1-4320 (1439 amino acids)
Biological process (GO): protein deubiquitination
Molecular function (GO): cysteine-type deubiquitinase activity
Source: RefSeq, a predicted model, not a curated record
AUGACUGACAGCCUUCUCAAGGCAGCACUUCUUUUCUCCCGAGCUGCCACGCGACGUGCGCAGCUCACCGUCACGACGUCUCCCACAAAGCGUCGCAAAGUUUCCCCCGAGCCAGGUCGCAGUAGCCCAGGAGAGGUACGACGUCACGGCCGCUCCGAACCUCCGCAGGUGCCUCCAUUGCCACCGAGAAGCUCCUCUUCGGCCUCAAAUUCACGGAGCAAAAGCUCCUCGCCCUCCCCUCCUCGCUACGUACCGGCUCAUCUCCAAUCCCUCGUCCCAGGAACCCGAUCCCAGCCCGGUGCUCGCUCGCCAACCCCCGCGACUGCGACCGCCGGACUGACCCUCUCCAGUGAACAUUCCGACAUGCCCCCCGAUCCUCAAGCUGGCUCCCCGCGAGCAAAUGGCGAUGGUCGCUCUCCUUCCCCCGGCGAGAAGCGCCCGGCUUCUGAGAUCACCGACCCUGACCCGGAGGGAGGUGUGAGCACAACGGUUGAUGUCCCGGCUACCGAUUCCAUUGAUGACCAAAUCGCCAAGGUGGUUGCGCUUACCAACCAACCUUUAAAGGAUGGACAAAAGGGCUACGUGGUUUCGUCGAGAUGGGUAAAGACGCUGUACGCGCGAAGCACCUCCUACGCCGACAAAGCUGAUAAAGAAUCGAUGGACAAUGAGCUGGGCCCUGUGGAUAACCGCGACAUCGUGCUCGACACCGAUCCGGCCAACAGCAACUUCAAGUACGAGAAUGGAGAGCCCUAUGUUCCCUUGCGCCCGAAUGUGCAGCUCGGCGAGGAUUACGAGAUUGUUCCGCAGGAGGCCUGGGACUUGAUCAUGAAGGAAUAUGGACUCGCAAACCAGUCGCCCACCAUCGUUCGCUUUGCACACAACACCAGCUUGGAUGGCUCCGACAACAUCAUGUAUGAGCUGAACCCGCCAAUUUUCACCAUCUUCAAGUUGGCCAACCCCGCUGCGGGGACUACACCCCAGUCCCUGAAGGAGAAAUCCCUUCCGCCUGCCAAGAUGCUGGCUGGUCGCCAAAGCAGCGUCCAGGGCUGGCUGAAGAGAGCGAAGGAACUCGCGGGCAUCAACAUGUCUACCAAAGUCCGAGUGUGGAAGAUCAUCGGCCAGCUGCCCAGCCUCAACCCGUCGACCGCUACCACUCCCGCCGUGUCCCGCACUGUCUCGCCCGCCCCUCCGUCGGCACUCAUCUCGGCCUCCAGCAGAAAUCUCUUGGUGGAUCUGAACACGUUCAUCGAUCUCAGCGAGGGCACUCAGCGAGAGCUUCUUGAGACCUUCAAGGACCAGACAGCUAACGACAACUACAACGGAAAGAUGUCACUGAGCAUGGCGGGUCUGAUGGGGUCUGAUGUCUUUGUUCUUGAGGAGCAGGUUGGAGCAAAGAGUGGAGAGUGGGUGUCUGCGGUUUCGGCGGAGAAGCUCAAGCGCCUUGGAAUUCCCGUCACCAGACCUAAGAAGGAGAUCACCUCCGUUGCUCCCGCUGCCUCGAAGAGUCAACCAACCAGCGGCCGGACCAGCCCGGUUCAAAGUGAAUUCCCCUUUGCCAAGAAACCUCAUGGCCACAGGAUGGGUCUAACGGGUCUUUCGAACUUGGGCAACACUUGCUAUCAGAAUGCGGCCACUCAGUGCGUUCGGGCUGUGGAAGAGUUGACAUACUACUUCCUCGCCAACCGCCACAAGAAGGAUCUCAAUCCCUCUAACCCUCUCGGAUUCUCUGGACACCUCGCCAAGGCGUAUGCUGGGCUGAUUCAAGGGAUCUACCGCGACCCACCCCCAUCCUCUUUCAACCCUCACAAGUUCCGAAACCAAAUUGGCCGGAAUAACCCGACCAUGGCUGGCUGGGAUCAGCAGGACAGUCAAGAGUUCCUGAUGUUCCUUCUCGAUGGUCUGUCAGAAGACUUGAACCGCAUUCUCAAGAAGCCCUACAUUGAGAAGCCUGACUCUACCGACGAGAUGGUCCAUGACCGCCAAGCUCUGGAGGAUUUUGCUGUUCGAUCUUGGGAUAUCUACAAGGCGCGCAAUGACUCUGUCAUCACUGAUCUGUUUGCCGGCAUGUACAAGUCAACACUGGUUUGCCCUACUUGUGACAAAGUCAGCAUCAUCUUCGAUCCCUUCAGCAGCUUGACUUUGCCCAUUCCGCAGCAGAAAAUCGAAUACCGGCAUGUCGUCUUCCAAGGACUUGAGCAGCGCCCGCAGAGCUUCGUGGUUGAGGUUGAUAAGACAAGUACAAUCGGAGCUUGGAGGGAUACUGUGGCUACCAAGCUGAGUCUCGCGCCAGAUCAGCUUAUUGCGGCUGAAGUCUCUGGCGGCAAUUUCUGGGAAGUCUACACCCGGCAAAAGCUGCCUUUCGAAGAGCUGCACCUCAAGGACAAGGAGGUCAUGACUUUCAUCCAAUUGGAUGCUCCAGCGAAUGAUCGUAUCCUUGUGCCCGUUUUCAGUCGAUGCGAAAUCAAGAACAGGAACCCGAAGGGUCCGGUGAGGUUUGAGACUUUCGCACACCCUACCAUCCUCUCCUUCACCCGCGAGGAAGCCAAAGACAUGGCCACCAUCUAUCGCAAGAUCUUACGUCAUGUCGCGAACAUGACUACACGUGAUAUCUUGGGAGAGGCGGAAUCAAAGACCAAGCAGAAGGCUGAAUCCGAGGAUGCGGCACAGGCUCUUGAAGAUUCCGAUACUGUGGUGAUGAAUGAAGAAGAUGCUCAGUCAGCGGACUCCCGCAUCAAGACCGGUUCAGUUGAGGGCGAUGAUAGCAUUGUGGACAUCUCUAUGGGCGAUGCUUCACAAACCCCCAGUGCAUCGUCACCCCAAGGGAUGGAUACAAGCGAGGACACUCCCGCUCAUCCCCUGGCUGGUGCUUUCCCUCCCGGUCUUCUCAGUCUCUUUGACGUCAGGGUGUUGACUAGUUUCGACAAGAUCCCCAAGGGCCGCCAGAUGCACGGCUACAACUACGAGAACAUCUUGACCCGGCUGCCGCCCCCGAAGAAGGUCUCGAAGAAGUCAUCCAACGCAUCGGAUGAUGAAAGCAACGAGGACUCCCCGUCCGACGAGCCCGACCAUGAGACUGCCGAGCUGAACUCAUCGACGCCACUGCUCAAGCAGUCCGAAGCAAUCCUCCUGGACUGGAAUGAGGACGCCAAGGAUGCCCUCUUUGGCAAGUCAGGACCCGAGGACGAUCUGCGUGGCGCGGCCACUUGUGAUGAUAUUCCAUUCAUCCAAGACCAGGCCUUGAUCGACCGCCGUGCGCAACGUGACGCGCGAGCCAAUCAAGGCGUCACACUUGAUCAGUGCCUCGAUGAGUUCAGCCGCGAAGAGACACUGUCGCAGGAUGACGCGUGGUACUGCCCACGCUGCAAGGAGCAUCGCCAAGCUCGCAAGAAGUUCGAGCUGUGGUCGACCCCCGACAUCCUGGUCAUUCACCUAAAACGGUUUAUGACCCAGUCGCGCUUUUCGCGGGCCAAGCUGGGCACCAAGGUCGAAUUCCCGGUGGAUAAUCUCGACCUGUCCAGCUGGGUCUCGGGUCCCGCAGGGGAUAAGUCUCUGGUCUACGACCUGAUCGGCGUGGACAACCACUCGGGCAGCAUGGCGGGCGGCCACUAUACCGCCUACGCCAAAAACUUCAUCACCGACGACUGGUGCAGUUUCAACGAUUCGUCGGCGACUGUGCUUGGGGAUUUGAACCGGAUGCAAUCGUCCCAAGCAUACCUCCUGUUCUACCGCCGCCGCUCGGACCAGCCUCUGGGUGGCCCCGUUCUUCAGAACAUCGUCAACAAGUUCAAGAACGGUGAUAAGGACAGCACGGCGGAGAACUCGCGGGCUCCCUCUCCGUCGGGGGACGGCAUGCGCCUCGGCGGCUCAUUCCCCAAUGGGCCGUCGAGCGCAUCAGCCGGAGCCGGAGUAGCUCGCCGAGCGGGCGGUGGUGGUUCGGGGGCCGCGACUCCGGACACGAAGUCGAGUGAUGAUGAGAACGAGGAGGAGUCGCACAAUCCCCUCGACGAUAUGUUCUCUGCGCCCUCGUGGUCAUUUGAACGUGCCGGCGGUUCCCUUGGUCUCGGCGCCUUGACCUCCGUUCGUCCGGCGUCCCCUGAUGAAGACAAUGAUCUUUUCGGUGACAAUGACAGCAACAUGGCGGUCAAUGAAGACUCCGAUGUUGAGACCCGUCUCCGUGGCCUUGAUAAUUCGCGGCCAGUCUCGGAGCAUGAGGGCUCCUUCGAGGAUGUCCCGCCUCUGCUGGAUGAUGGUUCGGAUGAGGAGUUGCCCGUUGUGGAGUUGCGUGUGGACACCGAUGAGAAGAUGCAUUCCGAUAUCUGA